Pichia kudriavzevii is the source of this 1182-nucleotide messenger RNA. RefSeq lists its product as uncharacterized. The record is from RefSeq and is a predicted model, not a curated record. Bases 1 to 1182 code for a protein of 393 amino acids. The transcript has a single exon. NCBI's taxonomy places the organism in Eukaryota, Fungi, Ascomycota, Pichiomycetes, Pichiales, Pichiaceae.
AUGGAUGAAGUCUUGCGUAGAGACUGGAAAUGGUGGAAGGAUGAUGCCAGUUUAGAGGAUUGGAAGAAACAGGAGCUUGUUGUAUCAAAGUGUGAAGAUUUACUAGCAGAGUGCUCUAAACAUGAAGAACCUCGUGGCAUGAUCAAAACUGCUUCUAAGUUUUAUUUUAGUGAUGAAUCGUUGGCACCGUGGGCGUCGUCGAAAAGCCGGGACAUUGCGAGAGAUUUUAUUGACAAGUACGAAGGCGACGUAUUAUUGCAUGACACAAUUGUAUCUGAACUGCAUACUGUACUGACAGAGAUGAAGAAACGUAAUUUAUCGACUAGCACAACUCCUUCAGGAUACCGUAAAACAUCACAAAUCAAAAUUAACGAAAAGCUCAUUGGAGCAAGUUACACUCAGACUUUGGACAAAAUGUCCGAAUUUAAGGAAAUGUACGUCGCCAGUAUUGGAUAUUUGAAUGUGCUCAUUCAUCAUUUUAAUAUCAAAGACAACUGGAGGAUUAUUUUGCCGCUGCUUUUGACAUUUCUCGAUGAUACAGAUCUCCUUGUCAAACGUGAAGCAUGCUUAACUUUGAAUUUACUUUGCCGCCGUUUGUCGGAAGAACAGAGUGAAACGAACAUAAUAUUUCAGUCACAAACACUACCAUUGUUCCGAAGAGCUCUUCAACCAUUAAUUUUGGCUAUUCCUUCUAUGACCAGUGAAAGCAAGAGUGUUGUCAUUUUACCCAUUGCUUACGAUACCGUUUUGCGUCUUUAUAAACUCGCCAUUCCUAACGAACUAGAAUAUUAUACAACUCUAAGUUCAAUGUUAAAUGAUAGUAUUCUACCGUCUUUGGGGAAAUGCAAAGAUUAUGUACGUUUGUCAACUGCAUUGUGUUUGGUCCUUGAGAAAUUUCUGGAUUACUGCGGAGAGUAUGCAAUAGUGGUAGCUAAACCAACUGUCUACACUAUUCUUACAAUCCUGAUGGAUCCUUAUGUGGCUCAUGCACCUCCGAUUGUUGAACUGUUUAUUGAUUUGGUACAAAGGUGCAUCGGGCAAGUCCCCUCACAGAGACGAACUAAAUAUUUAUAUGACAUUAAAGGGUGCAUGGGCACCUUAAGGCGUCGCAUGAGUGAUGACUUGAUGUCUGAUUUUAUUGGCGAAAAAAUGGAAACACUCAUUGACUCUGUAAAUAAAUAA